ACACAGGGACAUCACCCUACAGCAGUUCAGGCUGUGUGGUUCGCAGGAAGCAUACACUGGCUUUUUGAUUGUUGCUAGUUCCCAGCUCACAGUUUGGAAGGAUCCAACACCAGCCUUCACGUGAAGUGGGGGCCCAAGGACAGUGAGGAGCUGGGUGGCCCCAACCUCGAGCCCUGCCAGCCUGACAUGGAAAUGGAGGCAAACGACCAUUUUAACUUUACUGGCCUUCCCCCUGCACCUGCUGCCUCAGGACUGAAACCCUCUCCUUCCUCAGGGGAGGGCCUCUACACUAACGGGUCUCCCAUGAACUUCCCCCAGCAAGGGAAAAGUUUGAAUGGGGAUGUGAAUGUUAAUGGCUUAUCUACUGUAUCUCACACUACUACUUCAGGGAUUUUGAACUCUGCUCCCCACUCCUCCAGCACCUCACACCUCCAUCACCCCAGCGUGGCCUACGACUGUCUCUGGAACUACUCACAGUACCCAUCUGCCAAUUCUGGCAGCAACCUCAAGGACCCACCCCUUCUCUCCCAGUUCUCGGGGGGACAAUACCCACUCAACGGCAUCCUUGGGGGCAGCCGGCAACCUUCAUCCCCAAGUCACAACACUAACCUUCGGGCUGGGAGCCAAGAGUUCUGGGCCAACGGUACCCAGAGUCCCAUGGGGCUUAACUUUGAUUCACAAGAACUGUAUGAUUCCUUUCCUGACCAGAAUUUUGAGGUGAUGCCCAAUGGACCCCCUAGUUUUUUCACCUCCCCACAGACUUCUCCUAUGUUGGGAUCUAGCAUUCAAACCUUUGCACCCUCCCAGGAGGUAGGCAGUGAUAUCCACCCUGAUGAGGCAGCAGAAAAGGAGAUGACUUCAGUUGUGGCAGAGAAUGGCACUGGCUUGGUAGGCAGCCUGGAGCUGGAAGAAGAGCAGCCAGAACUGAAGAUGUGUGGCUACAAUGGCUCUGUCCCUUCUGUGGAAUCGUUACACCAAGAGGUCUCAGUCCUGGUCCCUGACCCCACAGUGAGUUGUUUAGAUGAUCCUUCACAUCUUCCUGAUCAACUGGAAGACACUCCAAUCCUCAGUGAAGACUCUUUGGAGCCCUUCAACUCUCUGGCACCAGAGCCAGUGAGUGGAGGACUAUAUGGUAUUGAUGACACAGAGCUAAUGGGUGCAGAGGACAAGCUGCCUCUUGAGGACAGCCCUGUGAUUUCUGCCCUUGAUUGCCCUUCCCUCAAUAAUGCUACUGCCUUCAGUCUCCUGGCAGAUGAUAGUCAAACAUCAGCCUCUAUCUUUGCCAGUCCCACCUCUCCACCUGUCCUAGGGGAGUCUGUCCUGCAAGAUAACAGCUUUGACCUGAAUAAUGGUAGUGACGCUGAACAGGAGGAAAUGGAAACUCAGUCUUCAGACUUCCCACCAUCUCUGACCCAGCCAGCUCCUGAUCAGUCAUCCACUAUUCAGCUACAUCCAGCAACCUCACCAGCAGUCUCGCCAACAACCUCCCCAGCAGUCUCCCUAGUGGUUUCUCCAGCAGCCUCCCCAGAAAUCUCUCCAGAAGUUUGUCCCGCAGCUUCUACAGUUGUCUCUCCAGCAGUCUUCUCAGUGGUCUCUCCAGCUUCCUCAGCAGUCCUCCCAGCAGUUUCCUCAGAAGUCCCCUUGACGGCUUCAGUGACAUCCCCAAAAGCCUCUCCUGUAACUUCCCCAGCAGCUGCCUUUCCAACAGCCUCCCCAGCAAAUAAGGAUGCCAGCAGCUUCCUAGAAACCACUGCUGACCUGGAAGAGAUCACUGGAGAGGAACUCACUACUUCUAGUAGUGGUGAUGUCAUGAGGAGACGUAUUGCUACCCCAGAAGAAGUUCGUCUUCCCCUCCAACAUGGGUGGCGGAGAGAGGUGCGCAUCAAGAAGGGCAGCCACCGAUGGCAAGGGGAGACCUGGUAUUAUGGCCCCUGUGGGAAGAGGAUGAAGCAAUUUCCAGAAGUGAUCAAGUACCUGAGCCGCAAUGUGGUACACAGUGUCCGCCGUGAGCACUUCAGCUUCAGUCCCCGUAUGCCUGUUGGAGAUUUCUUUGAAGAAAGAGACACGCCAGAGGGCUUGCAGUGGGUGCAGCUCUCAGCAGAGGAGAUCCCAUCGAGGAUUCAGGCAAUUACUGGCAAACGGGGUCGACCUCGAAACACUGAGAAGACUAAGACUAAGGAAGUCCCCAAGGUGAAACGGGGCCGAGGUCGGCCACCUAAGGUCAAAAUUACUGAGCUGUUGGACAAGACAGACAACCGCCUCCUAAAGAAACUGGAGGCCCAAGAAACAUCAAAUGAGGAAGAUAAAGCAAAGAUUGGUAAAAGCAAGAAGAAGAUGAGGCAGAAGGUACAACGGGGAGAGUGUCAGACUACUAUCCAAGGGCAGGCCAGAAAUAAGCGGAAACAAGAGACCAAGAGCUUAAAGCAGAAGGAAGCUAAGAAGAAAUCCAAGGCUGAGAAAGAAAAGGGAAAGACAAAGCAGGAAAAACUGAAGGAAAAAGUCAAGAGGGAAAAGAAGGAGAAGGUAAAAAUGAAGGAAAAGGAGGAGGUGGCCAAAGCCAAGCCAGCCUGUAAAGCAGAUAAGACCCUGGCCACACAGAGGCGCUUGGAGGAACGGCAGAGGCAACAGAUGAUCUUGGAGGAAAUGAAGAAGCCAACAGAGGAUAUGUGUCUGACUGACCACCAGCCCCUGCCUGACUUCUCACGAGUCCCUGGUCUGACAUUGCCCAGUGGGGCCUUCUCAGACUGCUUGACCAUUGUGGAGUUCCUGCAUAGCUUUGGCAAGGUGCUGGGCUUUGAUCCUGCCAAAGAUGUGCCUAGCCUGGGGGUCCUGCAGGAGGGACUCCUGUGUCAAGGCGACAGCUUGGGUGAGGUGCAAGACCUGCUGGUGAGGCUGCUGAAGGCUGCACUCCAUGAUCCUGGCUUGCCCUCCUACUGUCAGUCCCUAAAGAUCUUGGGGGAGAAGGUGUCUGAGAUCCCACUGACAAGAGACAAUGUGUCGGAGAUCCUGCGCUGCUUUCUUAUGGCAUACGGAGUAGAGCCAGCCCUCUGUGACCGCCUGCGCACCCAGCCUUUUCAGGCCCAGUCACCCCAGCAGAAGGCUGCUGUCCUGGCCUUCCUUGUGCAUGAGCUCAAUGGCUCCACCCUCAUCAUCAAUGAGAUUGACAAGACUCUGGAGAGUAUGUCCAGCUACAGGAAAAACAAGUGGAUUGUUGAAGGUCGGCUCCGGAGACUGAAAACUGUUCUGGCCAAGCGAACUGGGCGGUCUGAGGUAGAGAUGGAAGGGCCAGAGGAAUGCCUGGGACGGAGGCGCAGUUCUCGGAUCAUGGAGGAGACCAGUGGCAUGGAAGAAGAGGAAGAAGAGGAGUCUACAGCAGCUGUCCAUGGCCGCAGGGGUCGAAGAGAUGGAGAGGUUGAUGCCACAGCAUCUAGCAUCCCAGAGCUAGAGCGCCAGAUAGAAAAACUCAGUAAGCGUCAGCUUUUCUUUCGCAAAAAGCUGCUUCACUCAUCCCAGAUGCUUCGGGCGGUCUCCCUGGGUCAAGACCGCUACAGACGUCGCUACUGGGUAUUGCCAUAUUUGGCUGGUAUCUUUGUAGAAGGAACAGAGGGGAACUUAGUUCCUGAGGAUGUGAUAAAGAAGGAAACUGACUCCUUAAAAGUGGCAGCCCAUACGUCACUCAACCCUGCCCUCUUCUCUAUGAAGAUGGAGUUAGCUGGCUCCAACACCACUGCCAGUUCUCCUGCCCGGGCCCGAGGCCGACCUCGAAAAACUAAGCCUGGGUCUAUGCAACCUAGGCACCUUAAGUCCCCUGUCAGGGGUCAGGAUUCAGAACAGCCCCAGGCCCAGCUUCAGCCUGAGGCUCAGCUUCAUGCUCCUGCCCAGCCCCAGCCUCAGCUUCAGCUUCAGCUUCAGUCCCAUCCUCAGUCCCAUAAGGGGUUCCUGGAGCAAGAAGGCUCCCCUUUGUCACUGGGUCAGAGCCAGCAUGACCUCAGCCAGUCAGCCUUCCUGUCUUGGCUGAGCCAGACUCAGAGCCAUAGCUCCCUGUUGAGCAGCUCAGUCCUCACGCCUGAUAGCAGUCCUGGAAAACUAGACCCAGCUCCAUCACAGCCCCUGGAGGAGCCAGAGCCUGAUGAGGCAGAAUCCAGCCCUGAUCCUCAAGCACUCUGGUUUAACAUCUCAGCCCAGAUGCCCUGCAAUGCUGCCCCUACACCACCCCCUGCCGUUUCUGAGGACCAACCCACUCCCUCCCCUCAGCAGCUUGCCUCCUCCAAGCCAAUGAAUAGACCCAGUGCUGCCAACCCUUGUUCUCCAGUGCAGUUCUCUUCCACGCCCUUGGCUGGGUUGGCCCCUAAGAGGCGAGCAGGAGACCCUGGAGAAAUGCCACAGAGUCCCACAGGGCUGGGACAGCCCAAACGGAGAGGGAGACCUCCCAGUAAGUUCUUCAAACAAAUGGAACAGCGUUACCUAACCCAGCUGACAGCCCAGCCUGUCCCACCUGAGAUGUGCUCAGGCUGGUGGUGGAUACGAGAUCCUGAAACGUUGGAUGCCAUGCUCAAGGCCCUACAUCCCCGAGGUAUCCGGGAGAAGGCACUUCACAAACACCUUAACAAGCACAGGGACUUCUUGCAGGAAGUCUGCCUACGGCCCUCAGCUGACCCCAUCUUUGAGCCCAGGCAACUACCUGUCUUUCAAGAAGGCAUGAUGAGCUGGUCCCCCAAAGAGAAGACGUAUGAGACAGACCUAGCAGUGCUUCAAUGGGUCGAGGAUCUGGAGCAGCGGGUUAUCAUGUCUGAUCUGCAGAUUCGGGGCUGGACAUGUCCUAGCCCGGACUCUACCCGUGAAGACUUGGCCUACUGUGAGCACCUCUCCAGCUCCCAGGAGGAUAUCACCUGGCGAGGUCGAGGCAGGGAAGGACUGGCACCUCAGCGUAAAACUACCAACCCUUUGGACCUGGCUGUGAUGCGGCUGGCUGCCCUGGAACAGAAUGUAGAACGGCGGUACCUGCGGGAGCCCCUCUGGCCAACUCAUGAGGUUGUGCUGGAGAAGGCCCUGCUUAGCACACCUAAUGGUGCCCCUGAGGGCACCACUACAGAGAUAUCAUACGAGAUCACCCCUCGCAUUCGUGUCUGGCGCCAGACCCUCGAGCGGUGCCGGAGCGCAGCCCAGGUGUGCUUGUGCCUGGGCCAGCUGGAGAGGUCCAUUGCCUGGGAGAAGUCUGUCAACAAAGUGACGUGUCUAGUCUGCCGGAAGGGUGACAAUGAUGAGUUUCUUCUGCUUUGUGAUGGGUGUGACCGUGGCUGCCACAUUUACUGCCAUCGUCCCAAGAUGGAGGCUGUCCCAGAAGGAGAUUGGUUUUGUACUGUCUGUUUGGCUCAGCAGGUAGAGGGAGAAUUCACUCAGAAGCCUGGUUUCCCAAAGCGAGGCCAGAAGCGGAAAAGUGCUUAUUCGCUGAACUUCUCAGAGGGUGAUGGCCGCCGACGCCGGGUACUGUUGAGGGGUCGAGAAAGCCCAGCAGCAGGGCCUCGGUACUCAGAAGAGGGGCAGUCCCCCUCCAAGCGGCGGCGACUCUCAAUGCGGAACCACCACAGUGAUCUCACAUUUUGCGAGAUUAUCCUGAUGGAGAUGGAGUCCCAUGAUGCAGCCUGGCCUUUCCUAGAGCCUGUGAACCCACGUUUGGUGAGUGGGUACCGGCGCAUCAUCAAAAAUCCUAUGGAUUUUUCCACCAUGCGGGAGCGGCUGCUCAGGGGAGGGUACACCAGCUCAGAGGAGUUUGCGGCUGAUGCCCUCUUGGUAUUUGACAACUGCCAGACCUUCAACGAGGAUGACUCUGAAGUAGGCAAGGCUGGGCACAUCAUGCGCCGCUUCUUCGAGAGCCGCUGGGAGGAGUUUUAUCAGGGAAAACAGGCCAAUCUGUGAGGCAAGGGAGGUGGGGAGUCACCUUGUGGCAUCUCCCCCCCACCUUCCAAACAAAAAACCUGCCAUUUUCACCUGCUGAUGCUGCCCUGGGUCCAGACUCAAGUCAGAUACAACCCUGAUUUUUGACCUUGCCCUUGGCAGCACCCCACAUCCUCUUAUUCCUAUAUCCCUUUCUCCCUUUCCUCCUCUUGCUCCUCAAAUAAGAGGUGCAGAGAUGAGGUCCUUCUGGACUAAAAGCCAAAAAAAGAAAGAAAAAAAA
This is a messenger RNA of Mandrillus leucophaeus (drill), 6175 nucleotides long. RefSeq names its product bromodomain adjacent to zinc finger domain, 2A (gene BAZ2A). NCBI's taxonomy places the organism in Eukaryota, Metazoa, Chordata, Mammalia, Primates, Cercopithecidae. Gene Ontology annotation, molecular function: DNA binding; protein binding. Gene Ontology annotation, cellular component: rDNA heterochromatin. The transcript is spliced from 29 exons. The coding region runs from base 187 to 5916 and encodes 1909 amino acids. The record is from RefSeq and is a predicted model, not a curated record.